UCAAACUCCAAACCUGUGCUCUAUUCACCAGUACUUUUAGGAGGGUUGCCGCGUAUUUGUGCUCUGCAUCACCUUCUUCCUCCUCCGCAGUCCUCCCGCAUUCUCCUCCUCUUAAAACCCUAACAACAAAAGCAGCGUCUUGUAGUUACAGUUGUAUCUAUAGUCGGCGCCGUCUUGCCAACCACCUCUCCUCCUCUGCUGCUGCUAUUCUCGGUAUUUAUCUACAAGUAUUGUGUAUCGAUUUUUUCUUCUGACAAUCACCUUUCAUCCCUCCAAACUCUGCAAGGGUAGUGUUUUGUUAAAAUGGAAGUGGAAGGUGACACAGAGAUGGAAAAUGGGAAUAGUGUUAGUGUGAUGUGCCAAUUGGCCGACCCAGAAGGCAAUCCUCUUGGAACUGCCAUGUUUCUUCCUCAAAACGCUGGUCCUAAAGAACUUCAACAAAUCGUCAAUACCCUUCUCAGCAAUGAAGAAAGGCUACCUUAUGCUUUCUAUAUAUCAGAUAAUGAGCUUGUCGUUGAACUGGGGAAUUAUUUACAGAAAAAUAAAGUUUCUGUGGAGAAGGUUGUUCAAAUAGUUUAUCAACCACAAGCAAUUUUCCGCAUCCGGCCUGUAAACCGCUGUUCUGCUACAAUAGCCGGUCAUACUGAAUCUGUGCUUUCGGUCGCAUUUAGUCCUGAUGGCCAACAGUUGGCCAGUGGAUCUGGGGACACUACUGUUAGACUGUGGGACAUAGCUACCCAAACACCAAUGUUCACUUGUACAGGACACAAGAAUUGGGUACUUUGCAUAGCAUGGUCCCCUGAUGGUAAGUAUCUAGCCAGUGGAAGCAAGGCAGGAGAGCUUCAGUGUUGGAAUCCUCAGACAGGAAAGCCAUCAGGCAGCCCACUUACGGGGCACAAAAAGUGGAUUACUGGUAUAUCUUGGGAACCAGUCCACCUUCAAGCUCCAUGUCGCCGGUUUGUAAGCGCUAGUAAAGAUGGUGAUGCACGCAUAUGGGAUGUUACACUUAGUAAGUGUGUAAUGUGUCUGAGUGGGCAUACACUGGCUGUAACAUGUGUUAAAUGGGGUGGAGAUGGUUUCAUCUAUACUGGCUCUCAGGAUUGUACAAUAAAAGUUUGGGAAACUAAACAAGGGAAGUUAAUUCGUGAGUUGAAGGGCCAUGGUCAUUGGGUCAAUUCUCUGGCACUCAGUACCGAGUAUGUCCUGCGGACUGGGGCUUUUGAUCACACAGGCAAGCAGUGUUCUACUCCAGAGGAAAUGAAGGAGGUUGCUUUGGCCAGAUACAACAAAAUGAGAGGCGAUGCCCCAGAGAGACUGGUUUCAGGUUCUGAUGAUUUCACCAUGUUUCUAUGGGAACCUUCUGUAAGCAAGCACCCUAAAGCUCGGAUGACUGGACAUCAACAGGCUGUGAAUCAUGUAUACUUUUCUCCCGAUGGGCAAUGGGUGGCAAGUGCCUCCUUUGAUAAAUCAGUUAAGUUAUGGAAUGGUGUUACGGGGAAAUUUGUUGCUGCCUUUCGGGGUCAUGUUGGGCCUGUUUAUCAGAUAAGUUGGUCUGCAGAUAGUAGGCUUCUGUUGAGUGGUAGCAAGGACUCCACACUAAAGAUAUGGGAUAUUAGGACGCUGAAGCUGAAACAAGACCUCCCAGGCCAUGCAGAUGAGGUUUUUGCCGUGGAUUGGAGUCCAGAUGGUGAGAAGGUGGCAUCUGGUGGCAGAGAUAGAGUUAUGAAAUUGUGGAUGGGCUAGACAUACUUAACCCUAGGACCUGCUGAGCUUGCUUCCCGGUUUGAAGGGCUAAUAUACUUAACACAUACGUAGUUUAUUAUUGCCAAACGGCUACAUUUUUGCAUCAAUGCCUAGCUUUUGGCAUUUGAUAUGCCAUCACUAAUGCAUACCACUAAGCUAAUAACGUCGUGCUACAGAAAAUGACGCAGCAGUCUCUCCCAGUCUCGUCAACUGACAUUCUAAAUGAUACGGACUAGUUUAGCAGUUUUAAGCAAACAUAAGUUCAAUUCAGAUAUUGUGAGCUGCUCAUCAAACAACUUGUGAAGGCGGAGGUCUACUUGUCUGACUUGGAUGCUAUUGUGGAACACAUUCUAUCUUUGUGCUUUUACUUUGAUUUUAUUUCGUGGUCACAUGUAAAAAGGGUGGGUAACUUUGUUGCUUAUCACCUUGCUUAUUUAGUGCCGUUUGGAGUUCAACAAAUAUGGAGUAAUCAUUGUCCUUGUAAUCUUACUAUGUAUGUAAUGAUGGCAAUUUUGUCUA
Molecule: messenger RNA, 2262 nt
Organism: Spinacia oleracea (spinach)
Lineage: Eukaryota; Viridiplantae; Streptophyta; Magnoliopsida; Caryophyllales; Amaranthaceae
Product: notchless protein homolog
Exons: 13
Coding region: 304-1743 (479 amino acids)
Biological process (GO): ribosomal large subunit assembly
Cellular component (GO): nucleolus
Molecular function (GO): protein binding
Source: RefSeq, a predicted model, not a curated record